Teleopsis dalmanni is the source of this 1559-nucleotide messenger RNA. RefSeq lists its product as uncharacterized. Lineage: Eukaryota; Metazoa; Arthropoda; Insecta; Diptera; Diopsidae. The coding region runs from base 726 to 1484 and encodes 252 amino acids. The record is from RefSeq and is a predicted model, not a curated record. The transcript has 6 exons.
ACCCAUCGUACCCUGUUAAAGGGUUGAGACCAUCAUCACUGCGUAAACCAUCAUUUUCGAGUAGUAGCAACAACAGCAUCAACGCUUGUCCACCACCACCGCCAACCCCGCAUUGUGUUUAUAACAUAAGUAACACAAAUCGCACGUUUGACACAACAACAACAAUAACAGGAACAGGAACAACAACAAUAACAUCGACAGCUACUGCAGCAAUUUCUCCAGAAACGGUCAACAAACUUAAUAACAGUAGUAAUUACAACGUCAGCAGUAAUUACAACAACAACAACAGCAAUAGUAAAGCACAGCAAUUUGAUACACUAACAACAUUAACAACAACAACAUCAACUACAACAACAACUGCAACAAGUAAUAAAACUCAGAAAUUUGUAACAACAACCAACUCCCAUAACAAUCAAUUGCAAGUAAAUUACUUUCAAUUUCCGCCCUUAGCGUUGCUUGCAACAUCUUCAACACCUUCAUUACCGACAACAAUAACGGGCGUACCAUUGUUCGCCUCUACCACUGCUGCUGCUGCUGCUGCUGCUGAUACAAAUAUACAAGGUACCGCAUCGGCCAGCAACUCACCGAAGAGUAUUUAUCAAACACACUAUACGCACCAUUACCAUUAUCAACAACAACAGCAAAUACAACAGCAAUUACAUUUACAAUUACAACAACAACUUCAGCAACUACACUCACUGAACACAUCACCAGCCACAGCGAAAAUGGGUCGACGUGAGAUAAAACGUUCAAAUACUAGCGGUUCUACAACGCGUAGUUACGAUAGUGGCAGCGCAACCACAAAUUUUGUUGGCAAGUUUACGCAAAGCGUGCGACGCAUUGUGCAGGACGUCAAAGAUGAAGGAGCACCAAGUGGAAUGAGCCGUGAAGAGGUUAUUGAUACUAACGAGAGACUGAGAGCUUUACGUUUACGAUUAGAGGAGUCUUAUGAUACCGCAAAGCAAGCAUUAAUAACGUUAAUGAAUAAAUACGGAGACUCAAAAAGUCAACGCAAUAUAUUUCAACGUUAUCCGAUGCUUAAAUUAAUGAUAAAGGAUGUCAUACGAUUGGAAACUCAAUAUUGGACUCUAAUAGAUAUACCCCGUCAGGAAAAACAAGAAACGGUGCCGUCGUAUGUUAUGAGGGCUUGUGCAAUUAUGGAAAAAACUCAGAAAUCUGGCGAAGGCGUUAAGACAUCAGCAAAACUAGCCGAAGAAGCGGCUGAGAAGAGAGAACGAAUGGAACGUCUGGAACAUAUGACGACUGCACAAAUCGAACAUGAAAAUACGCAACUGAUAAAUGAUUUAUAUAGACUACUGAAAAAAUAUUUGGGUUUAAGACAUUUAAUACGUGUAUUAAAGGAAGAAUAUGGUAGUUCUAAAAUGUAUCCAAUCUUUCCACGUUACACCAUGCUGAAGGAUAUGAUCAAGGGCAUAAUGCAUGAUCCAGAUUACAUGGAAGUCUGCCAUGAAAUCAAUAACUGACCAACGUAUUAGGCUGGGUCCACAAAACAGAGGCGCACAAAUUAUGCUUAAAAUGCUGUGGAUUCUAGCAAACAA